Messenger RNA from Hyla sarda, 725 nucleotides. RefSeq lists its product as uncharacterized. The transcript has 5 exons. NCBI's taxonomy places the organism in Eukaryota, Metazoa, Chordata, Amphibia, Anura, Hylidae. The record is from RefSeq and is a predicted model, not a curated record. Bases 96 to 725 code for a protein of 209 amino acids.
UUGUGGGGGGGGGGGGGGGGUUAUAGUCCGUUUCUUCGCCGUGUUGUGACCGGUGACGUCUGCAGAGAGGGGGAGGAGCUUGUGAAGGUUCCCGGAUGAGCACGUUGCCUCGACGGGGGAGGAAGAAGAAAUUAGGGCAGGACCUUCAGCCUUCACUGACAAAAGACCGUGCCCUCUGCCCCCAUACAGUGCAGGGGCAUUUACGUCACUCAUGGGCACCUGCACUGUGGAGAAAGGAUGACUCUGCACGGCUGUUCUGGAGAUCGCUGUGUCGGACAGAGACCACCGGUGCUGUUCACGGAAGAAACAGCAAUAUAACUAGAAGACUGCGGAGGCACUCGGGUCUUGGUCUGCGAUCCAGCAUUUCCAUCUUGCCGAAAUUCACCUACCUGACUAACGUCAGACGCCGAGGGGCUCUCCACGAGGCUGCUCCUUCUUCCAUCUCCGGAGAAGGAACAUCUACCUCCGAGACAAGCGACUUCCCCAAGGCCUGUGGCAACCGGGCCAGUCGCAGCAGCGCAUGCCAACGCAGCCUCUACGGGAUAUACCAUCAGCCUCCUUGGACGUCCAGUGAUACGGUGCCAUACCACGAAUCACACUACGAGCCAUUCUUAUCUGCAGGAGCUGGUAUAAACAACAGCCUGGUCAACGAGUCGUUUCACGCACACCCGGUGUGCGCGAAACGACUCGUCGACCAUGCUGUUGUUUAUACCUGUCUGAAAUAA